AUGGAACCAGUCCAAGAAGGGGAGGAUACACAAUUUGCUGAGGUGUGCUACAUGAGCAAUGGGCAAGGAGGUUACAACAAAGGAUACUAUAAUUACAAGUCCAACCCAGCCAUGUCAUACCGCAACACUGAUGUUGCUAACCCUCAGGACCAGGUCUAUCCUCAACAACAGCAAGCUCGAUCGAGUCAAGCCCCACAACAUGGCAUGCUGAAACAACUACUUCAAGGGCAAGCUGAUGGUGUAGUGGACACAAGCAAGAAGCUAGCUGAAAUCAACUCCAAGAUUGAGAAUCUCAACACAAGAGUUUACUCUCUAGAGAAUCAUGCUUCUUCUGUUGCUGCUGCUACAAAGCAAGGACAACUACCUGAGAUUGUUGCUGCUGAGGCUCCUGGAGUCCAGAUUGAUCAACCAGAAGUGCAACCUACUGUGGCCUUCACACUUCACCAGUUGAGCUCGCAUCGACGAGGAUCAAGAAGAGUCAUUGAAGAGUUUUGUUUACUGCUGAAUGAUGAAGAGAUUGUUGCUGCUGAGGCUCCUGGAGUCCAGAUUGAUCAACCAGAAGUGCACCUACUGUGGCCAUUCACACUUCACCAGUUGAGCUCGCACAACAAGCUCGAUCGGCAGCUCGAUCGAGUCGAACUCUAG
Microthlaspi erraticum is the source of this 645-nucleotide messenger RNA. The record is from the annotation of a GenBank genome assembly. NCBI's taxonomy places the organism in Eukaryota, Viridiplantae, Streptophyta, Magnoliopsida, Brassicales, Brassicaceae.